Molecule: messenger RNA, 141 nt
Organism: Plenodomus lingam JN3
Lineage: Eukaryota; Fungi; Ascomycota; Dothideomycetes; Pleosporales; Leptosphaeriaceae
Source: RefSeq, a predicted model, not a curated record
AUGCAUGCACCCCGUCGCCGCUGGGCUGCUGGCGGCUGGCGGCUGGCGGCUGGUCGUCUUGAAGGUGGAAAGACUGUUUCGCCAUGCUUGCCCAAGACACGAAUCAAAGGCCAGCAAGCCGCCGAAAUCUGUCGUCGUUGA